AUGGCUUUGGCCGCUUUGAAUGAUCUCUAUCGUGUACUAGCGACAAAACCCGAUCAGGAGAAGAUCACUCCUCAAGAGUCUAACGUCAUUGUCUCGUGCCAUCUCAAAGUUUUGUGGACUGCUGGGUUCGCGUCUGGUGUAGGAGCAGGUUUAGGCUGGCAAGUGGCGAAAAGAUUGAAGAAGCUGAAGCUUUCUCUUACAGCUGGAGCGGCUAUCGCGGCUUUCUCUGUUGGUUGGGAUUGGGGUUGCUCUACAACUGCUGUUUCAUGCCUUGAUCAUAUCCUUAGGCAAGAUGCAACACGAAUGCAGAGAGAGCUAGUGAAUGUCUUAGUCAGGUCUAAUAGAGGUGAAGCUUGGAGGUGGCAACUUAUGUCCAAGCAUUUCUACCCUGAAGCUGUUUACAGUGAUGAAGGAGACAAACCUCAAAUGCGCUGGCGCAGACGAAGCACUUUCACUGAGAUUGCCCCUUCUUAUGAUUAUGUGAAUGAAGCCAAACCUCAGGCAACCUACAAUGGCUUACCAAACCCUCAUAGUCGAAGCACUUCACAUGGAUCUGAUACUUCAAAGGCUAAACCAAUGCCCCAAAACAGCUCUGGAAAUUCGGAUGGCGAAAUGGUGGAAGAAGAAGAUGCUCUUGACAGUAUAUUUGGUGGUUCAGAACCAACAGAGAGCAUUCCUGCACCAGUUAGUUUGAAAGCUUCAGCCAAAACGCAAACUCGCAAACAGAAGAGAGCUCUACGAAAACAAAGAAGGCUUAAAAAACGUGAAGCUUCCUCGAAUUCUCCUCAGUACGAACUUGCGUAG
This is a messenger RNA of Thlaspi arvense, 804 nucleotides long. Lineage: Eukaryota; Viridiplantae; Streptophyta; Magnoliopsida; Brassicales; Brassicaceae. The record is from the annotation of a GenBank genome assembly.